AAUUUGAAUGCGCUCCUGGGACCACUGCCGGGCUGAGGAGAGGUCUCCGGGCUUGGGCGCGGGUCCCCGCUGCGAGGGUAGCGGCUGAAGGAGAGCCGGGAGCUCUACGGAACACCGGGGUUCAAUUAAGAUGGCAACUUUUACUCCAAGGAAGAGGAAGCGGCAUUCUUUGAACUGUGACAGCUUAUCUUCCUCAAAGAAAUUAAUUAUGGACUUUACUGAACAUCUGUUUCCAUCACCAAAUAAAAAGCACACUUGUCAAAACAGUGAUAAAAAUGAAGAAAAGCUAUGUUUUGCUCAACAUGGCCAUUUCAUUUCAAGUCCACGCAAGACAACUAAAAAAAGUAGAUUGCCAUCUGCAAAUCACAGCUCACCAUUUAAAUCUGCUGUAUCCACUGUAUCUUUUUACAAUAAAGAUAAGUGGUACCUUAAUCCACUGGAGAGAAAGCUGAUAAGAGAGAGUAGAUCCACUUAUCUAAAAUCUAAUGAUGAAGAUAAAUCUUUUCCCAGAAUAACAGAAAAAAUGCAGGGAAAACCAGUCUGCACCAAGAAGAGAAACAAAAAAACACAGAAGAGUCUAACUGCUAAGUAUCAACCAAGUUAUAAGCACGUCAAGCCUAUAUCAAGAAAUUCUAAACAUUCCAAGCAAAAUCGGAUAUCCUAUAAGCCAGUUGUGGAAAAAGAGAAUAAUUGUUUUUUAGCUGAAAAUAACCCAAAUGCUCCUCGGGUUCUAAGCCAAAAAAUAAAGCCUCAAGUUACACUUCAGGGUGGAGCAGCAUUUUUUGUUAGUAGAAAAAAACUUUCUCUUAGAAAAUUGCCUCUGGAAAAUAAGCCAUCGUUGGAACUUACCCCAAAAAAUAAACCAGAAGUGGUUAAAGAGUCUGAGAUUGAGACUGUAUGUGAAAGAAACACUUCUGUGAAAAGUCAAGAGCCAGAGUGCUUGUUACUAGAACAGAAGUUGAAUAUGGAGCUGAGUGCAAAAAGUAAAGAGAAGGAGGAUUUAAUGAAGGAUUCAUCAGUUGAAGUAGUUUCUUCCAAAGAAUAUAAAGUUGAUGAAAAUAAGCAUUUUUCUUCAGAAGAUUCUCUAGGUGAGAAUAAGACAAUUUCUCCAGAGUCCAUCGUUUAUCCCAUCUUCAGUGUAUCUUCAAUCAAUACAAAAAGAUCUCUAGCUGAAGAACAGUCUUCUGUGGGAUCCAUCAGCUGUACUAAUUUCUCAAAACAGACCAAUACACAGAAAAAUCUGAAUACCAGAGAUACAAAUAAAGAAACAAAUGACCAGCUUAUCAUUGAUGCAGGUCAGAAACAUUUUGGUGCUACUAUUUGUAAAUCUUGUGGCAUGAUCUAUACUGCUUCCAACCCUGAAGAUGAAAUGCAGCAUGUCCAGUAUCACCACAGAUUUCUGGAGGGAAUCAAAUAUACAGGCUGGAAAAAAGAACGGGUAGUAGCAGAGUUUUGGGAUGGAAAGAUUGUCUUGGUCCUACCACGUGAUCCAGCUUAUGCUCUCAGAAAGGUAGAAGAUGUCCAAGAACUUGUUGAUCAUGAGUUGGGCUUCCAGCAAGUUGUUCCCAAAUGUCCAAACAAAACCAAAACUUUUCUCUUUAUAUCUGAUGAAAAGAAAGUAGUUGGGUGUUUAAUUGCAGAGCCCAUCAAACAGGCCUUCCGUCUCUUGUCUGAAUCAAGUGGCCCAGAAUCCUCAAGCUCUAAAGAAUGUCCCAGAGCUUGGCAAUGUUCAAAUGUGCCUGAACCUGCAGUUUGUGGGAUAAGUAGAAUCUGGGUUUUCAGACUGCAGAGAAGAAAGCGCAUUGCAAGACGACUGGUGGAUACUGUCAGGAAUUGCUUCAUGUUUGGCUGUUUUCUCAGCACCAAUGAAAUAGCAUUUUCUGACCCAACACCAGAUGGAAAGUUAUUUGCAACUAAGUACUGCAACACUCCAAAUUUCCUUGUGUACAAUUUUAACAGCUAAGGCCAACUGUAAAAGCAGUUACACAUGGAUAAGUUCACAUAACUCCUUAUCAUACAAUAUAAACUAAUAUUGAAAUAAGAAAUGCCAAGACACACACACACACACACACCCUCUCAUAGUCUUGUUCCUUGUUAUGUGCUGGAAAUCCAGGGAUAAAUUUGAUGAAAAUUAUCUGGGGAUUUAAAGAAAGGAAAAAUCUUUGGGUAACAUACUUAGAGCACUGUGAGUCCUUAAUUAUGAAACUUUAUAAGUAUAACUGGGAAAUAACUAGCCUCCUUAAGAACAUCGACCACAUAAGGUGGUUUUCUACAGAUGUCUUUUAGACAGUUAUCUUUCAGAGCAGUGUACUUUUAGUCCAGGAUUAUCUCAUACUCCAUCAGAAGGAAGGAGGCAAAUCUAAAUCCAGGCAAGCAAUUUCUAUACCCAAUUUUUAAAUAAGGUAGAAUUUCUGAGUUCUCCUCAGAGUUCUCACUUUACAAGCAUUUAUCUGUAACAACUCAGCUGAAUAUUUUUAGUUUUUAGUAAGAAAAGACAGUAAGGAAUGAGUAAGAUAUCCUAUACUCCUUUAUGCAGAACAUAAUUCCAUAGCUUAAUGUUUUAAUCUUGAAAAUCAAAUGCAUAUCUUUCAUCACAUUGAAUCAAAAUUAUACAUAGUAACUGCACUAUUGUAAUUUUUAUCGAAUGAAAAUGCAGGUACUGCGGGGCCUGGUGGUAUAUGCCUAUUAUCUGAGCAACUCGGGCGGCUGAGCCAGGAGGAUCACAAGUUGGAGGCCAAACUCAGCAAUUUAGUGAGGCCCUAAGCGACUUAAUGAAACCUUGCCUCAAAAUAAAAAAAUAAAUAAAAAGGGUUGGGGAUAUGGCUCAAUGGUUAAUGCCCCUGGAUUCAAUCGCUGGUACCAAAAGAAAGAAAAUGCUGGUACUCUGGUACUCCCACUUAAGGGACCUGGUUCCUGGUGAUUGAAGUAAUUAACAAAAUGAAUGCCUAGUUGGAUUAGAUGAUUAUUUUGGCUUCAUGUUUUAAACAUUUUUUGCUUCACUUGUCUUCAUUCUGAGAUAUCUGGCAAAAGUCCAAAAUAUGUGGUAACAGAACCAUGGUUACUAAAUAUAUGUGAGCUGGUGUACCAGAGACAUGACAUUAUGAAAAUACCGCACACUUAAAUGUGCACACAUUUUUCCAGUAUUAUUCUUGAAUAUGUAAUGGAAAAGCAAAAAUUAUUCAGAUUAUUUUGAUUCUUUAAAAUCAUUGAACUACUAUCUAACCAUAAGAAUUUGAAGAAAUAGUUUUCCAAUUUGUGUAACUCUGUAGAAUCUGUUCAUCUGCAAUCUUUAUUUGCCUGUAAGUUAACAUGGUUCCAAAUUUUAAAGCCUGGAUUCCAAAAAGAAUGUGAAAGUGUUAAAAUGUGUGCAAUUAUGAAAACAAUUUAAUGCUAUUUUCUGCACUGCUGUUUUUUAAAAUUCUUUUAAGAGAUUUUAUUUAAAAAUUUUUAUUAACAUUAUUUCAUUUGCUCAUUGCUUUUGUGAUGAAUCAGUUAAUUCUUUACAUUCCAUUUGUUCUCUUAUUCAUUUGAAUGCUCUGAUUUAUUUUUUAUUAAGAAUAGUAGAUACUCUUGAGGAAAAAAAAGAAAAAAUUGGAUAAUAUAGAAAUAGAGAUUACCCUAAAAAGCUGUUUCUCUAUAAUUCUUCCAGUAUGAGUAUACAUAUUACUUCAAAUUAAUUAAAUACACAUCUGAUCACUUAGGUAUGUCUUUUAUAUCCAUUUCUACUUUAAAUGCAUGUCAUAAUUUGCUGUUGAUAAUUUUGGUGUUUUGAUAGUUUUUGUUGUUUUAAUCAAAGUACUAACAGUACACUGAAAGGUCCUCAUAGCAAUGAGACCCUUAUAGCAGUGAGCACUUCUAGCAUCCAGAUCUUGGUUUCUCUACAAAAAAGAACAAGAGGUCCUUGGAGAAAUGGUUCAGUCUAGAGCUGGGGCCAUGAAUGUUCAAGAUGAGGUGUGCCUUAAAACUGUCAAAGUGAUUAUCAACAGUGAGCGUCUGAGAAACUAUCAGAGCCAAGGGGUCAUGACUCCUAAAUGGAAAGGGUUAUCCAAAAUGGGAUGCUGAAAUUGAGAAAGUUCAUUAAGUGAAAAUAAAUAA
Molecule: messenger RNA, 4095 nt
Organism: Sciurus carolinensis (gray squirrel)
Lineage: Eukaryota; Metazoa; Chordata; Mammalia; Rodentia; Sciuridae
Gene: Esco2
Product: establishment of sister chromatid cohesion N-acetyltransferase 2
Exons: 11
Coding region: 131-1963 (610 amino acids)
Biological process (GO): mitotic sister chromatid cohesion
Cellular component (GO): nucleus; chromatin
Molecular function (GO): protein-lysine-acetyltransferase activity
Source: RefSeq, a predicted model, not a curated record